AUGGUGCGGGCCUCCAUCACAUCACUUCAGACUACUAACUCACAAAUAUCACCAACAGAAAUUCCUGCUGACGCAAACAACUCAUCCUGGGCUGCUAGGAAUCCAAACCGGCCUGUUCUGAUGUCCAGGGCCCCACUUAACGCUGCGCAGAAGGCACAGGCCAAUGCACGAAGAGCUUCCCGAAAAUUUUCCACAGCACAACGCAAAGAGACUGAAGAUGCGCUCACAAGUGCCAUCCAACAGCUACUUGCCGACCAAAAUGAUAAGAUCAACGCAAUUGCGCUCGAACACGGCGUCACUCAAGACAAGGUGAAGAAGCUUAUGGGAGGUGAAAAGCAUUACAAGGGGCAUCGCAACGUGCAACUCGCCAAUGCUCUGAUACAUGUGAAAGCGCAGGAAGUAAACGCAGAUCGUCCCCGUGGAGCUAAAUAUUCGCUUGAUGAGAUUCGCGAAAUGGUGAAGGAUGACGAGGCCUUGCAAAACCUAUCCCUCCAGGAUCAGCAAGAAUACAUCGACCGACUUAACGAGCACCGCGCUCUACGAAAUAUGAGCGUGCGUGCGAGCAAUACUGCAGCAGCCUGCGAUGCCCAAUCAACUUUAGAUAAUGUCUUUAAAAUGCUUGAUGCCCUCGCUGUUCGAACUGGAAUCUACGCGUGUCUCUUUGCCUCGCGGGGACAUGUGUAUGAUACUGCCCAGGCAACAUGGUUUGGAACCAACAAUGUUAUGGACUUUUGGGAGGAUGUCCUCCAGAUGGAGGCUGAUGAAAUCGCACGAAAAUUGGAACAAUGGGCAUGUAUGGCAGGUCGAAACAUUGAUGAACGCGAGACGGUGCAGAACAUGCAACGUGUUUGCACCCGGCUCCUUAAUUCAGGUUUAAGGACUGUGGCUAAAAGGCGUGAUAUCCGAAUCAACUAUGCGAACUUCGAUGUCGCCAUCAAGGAGAAGCUUGGGAUCGACAUCAGGGGUUGGCCUGAGGGCGUACCAUUCCAAUCCCCCACAAGCUUAAACGAUCUCAACGCCCUCCUGAAGAUUCGUGACGCACUGAAGGAUGGCUCCUGCCGCUGGUUCCGAUUGUCUCCACGUCAACGGGAGGAGUACAGUGCCCAACUCGCUGCGCGCCGUAAGAAAGGAGAAGUUGUCGGCAAGCCACGCAAAAAGCGUGCUGAUGCUGGUGUGCAACGUAAACGCAAGGGCAAGGAGAAUGCACCUCCGAGGAAGCGAGCACGAGGAUCGGGGUCAUCCACACAGGCUCCAAAGAGCACAGAAUAUGUGGAGACGACAGAUGAGGACAACACCAGCGGGGAUGAUGUUUAA
Messenger RNA from Suillus clintonianus, 1314 nucleotides. RefSeq lists its product as uncharacterized. The transcript has 5 exons. Lineage: Eukaryota; Fungi; Basidiomycota; Agaricomycetes; Boletales; Suillaceae. The coding region runs from base 1 to 1314 and encodes 437 amino acids. The record is from RefSeq and is a predicted model, not a curated record.